Messenger RNA from Opisthocomus hoazin, 582 nucleotides. Lineage: Eukaryota; Metazoa; Chordata; Aves; Opisthocomiformes; Opisthocomidae. The record is from RefSeq and is a predicted model, not a curated record.
AUGGCCUCCGAGAGCAUACAGCAGUCUGAAAAGCUGAAAUUGCCUCCGGUGCAAAGAACAGGCUCUGCUCAUACAUACUUUAAGGACUUGAAAGGAAAACUAACACUUUCUUUCUUUCAUCAGGCUGACUUUGAUGGUGCUGCAGAAGAUGUAAAAAAAUUAAAAACAAGACCAACUGAUGAAGAACUGAAGGAACUAUAUGGAUUCUACAAACAGGCUACUGUUGGAGAUAUUAAUAUUGAAUGUCCAGGAAUGCUAGAUUUGAAAGGCAAAGCCAAAUGGGAGGCAUGGAACCUGAAAAAAGGUUUAUCAAAGGAGGAUGCCAUGAAUGCCUAUAUCUCUAAAGCAAAAGCAAUGGUAGAAAAAUACGGGAUCUAGAAUACUCAAAACAAUUCCCACUAAUAACUAACUCUUCAGUAGCUAAUGAACUAACUCUGUUGAGAAAAAUGAAAUACUAGUCCUUAUUGUGUAGUCUGACAGUAGAAUCUUUUAAGCAUAAGCUGAUUUACUCUAAAGGGUAUUUACAUACAUAGUCUAUUUUUAGAUUGUAUCUUAUUCUAAAUAAAUUUGAACCUAAUAAAU